Molecule: messenger RNA, 2091 nt
Organism: Selaginella moellendorffii
Lineage: Eukaryota; Viridiplantae; Streptophyta; Lycopodiopsida; Selaginellales; Selaginellaceae
Product: mitochondrial succinate-fumarate transporter 1
Exons: 8
Coding region: 92-1264 (390 amino acids)
Biological process (GO): succinate transport; fumarate transport
Source: RefSeq, a predicted model, not a curated record
GGAGGAAUUGAUUUCGCGAGCGAAUUGUACGCCUGGGCAGUGAGGAGACUGGAAAAAGUUAGAAUUCAAUCGAGAGGCUUGCUGUACAGGAAUGAUACAGACCACCCCAUGUACUGUAAUUCAAGUGGGAGUAGCCAAUUCUGUCAGGAAAUGUCCUGGCGCCACGUGUUAUUCGCUUUUCCUGUUUUAUUUAGGGUUCUUGGCAUUGGAUCGCGGCCAUGGCCGCUGGAUCAUCGCGGCAGCAGCAGCAGCAGCAGGACACGGUGGUGCCGCCCUAUGUGAAGGCGCUGUCGGGAUCGCUGGGCGGCAUUGUGGAGGCGAGCUGCCUCCAGCCGAUCGAUGUGAUCAAGACGAGGCUGCAGCUGGACACCGCGAGGCAGUACAGGGGGAUCGCCAACUGCGGCGUCACGAUCGUCAGGAGCGAGGGCGUGCGGGCGCUGUGGAAGGGAUUGACGCCCUUCGCCACGCAUCUGACGCUCAAGUACACGCUGCGAAUGGGGACCAACGCGCUGCUCCAGACGUUUCUGGCCGAUUCCGACACGGGCAAGCUCAGCUCCGCGGCGAGGCUGGCCUCGGGAUUUGGAGCUGGAGUGCUGGAAGCGCUCGUUAUCGUCACACCAUUCGAGUCCCUUCGACGAACGAUCAUUGCUUGAGCUUUUCUGUUAUCCUCGCAAUUCUUGGAGAGCUUCGUGAUACUUGGUGUCGAAAAUACGUGGUGAAGAUCAGGCUCCAGCAGCAGCGAGGCCUCAGCCGUGACAAGCUCCUGUACAAGGGCCCGAUCCACUGCGCUGGAACGAUCAUCCAGCAAGAGGGGAUCCUGGGCCUCUGGUCGGGGGCUCUCCCCACCGUGAUGCGCAACGGGAUCAACCAGGCCGCCAUGUUCACCGCCAAGAACACCUUCGACUCCAUGCUGUGGAAGAAGCACGAAGGCGACGGACGAACUCUACAACCUUGGCAGUCCAUGGCGUCGGGAUUCCUGGCCGGGUGCGUCGGCCCCGUUUGCACGGGGCCUUUCGACGUUGUCAAGACGCGGCUCAUGGCGCAGAGCAGGAAGAAUCCAAAGUACUCUGGGAUGUUUCACGCGAUCGCCACCAUUCGAGCCGAGGAAGGCGUGCUCGCGCUGUGGAAGGGCCUGCUGCCCAGGCUGAUGAGAAUUCCUCCCGGGCAAGCGAUUAUGUGGGCAGUCGCGGACCAGAUCACCGGUUUGUACGAGCGAAAGUUCGUCCUGCCGUCGCCAUCGUCGACGUCGAAUGGAGUGAUCUGAUAUGAUCUGGAGGAGUCCAAGAGAAAGAACUCAGAGAAGUAGAAACUUUGAUCGAUCGAGAGGCUAGAAACUCCAAGGAGCCAGGCUUACGUUCUCGUGUAAGUCGUUUUUUGUUCUAAAACAUUGAAUAACUUGAAGCUUUCUUACAUGUAAUGUGCAUUGUAUGCGGGUUUUUAGGGUUCUUGAUGGCGAGCGCGAGCUUCGUGAUUGCUGCGCCUCUCCAAUGCGGCGUCUCUCAUUGCUCCGGGCAGAGGCGCAGGAGGAUCACUGCGUUCGUGAGAUGCUGCUGGAAGGAAGUCGUGGAUUCUUCAUCUGGAAAGCCUUACUACUGGAAUAUCGAAACGAAUGAGACGAGAUGGAAUUUGCCAAGUUUUCCUGAGGAGCCUCUUACUCCUGUUCUUGCGGAAGAGGAGCUCACGGCGAUUUUGCUCGCGGCCGACACUGAUAAAUUUGGGGACAUUGCGAACAACUACAGGCCUCAAUGCUUUGAGCUAAGCUACUUCGAUUAUCUGACUGCCAGAAUCGAAGCCAGCAAAGACAGUGAAUCCAAGCUAGCUUUGGAACGAUUGCGUGCAAGGCUGUCCAAUCCUUUGCUGAAGAAUCCUCCGCCAUGGGCUUAAUAAGCUGGCCAAAGCUGGCUAGUUUUGGAAUUUGGACAUUGCGAACAACUACAGGCGUCAAUGCUUUGAGCUAAGCUACUUCGAUUACAAUCUUACAUCAUCAAGCAUUCAAUCCAAGGCAAUCAAUUCCGGAGAUACCUGGAGAUUUCAUCUGAAUGUGUAUGAUUUGAUAACGUUGAGAGGAAGUUACCUUCAGGUUACCUUGAA